GACUUCUGAGUUCAAUAAUUCUGUAUCUCUCUCAUGGUUGACUAUUUCGUUUUCCUCAUUCAUGAAUCUAUUAUCCUCUCUAUUGCAAUCAAAGAGCUGUAAUUCCCACUUUCUGCUCUCACGUCUUUCUAUAGCCGAAACUUCCCGGAGACCAAGGUUCAUGGACCUCAUAUAUGGUAUUCUCUUACAAAGUGGGCGGAUUCUAUAACUCGAUCCAGUAUAUGAACUAAACGAUCGAAUACCGAUACAAGGUACACUAUAUUUCUUCCGGAGCCUGGCUCUCUGAUCCUAUAAUUUCUUAAGUAAUACAAGUUGAGAUAUAGAAGAAGAUGUUCAAUCUCUUGCAUCUACUGGAGCUGAAACUAAAUGGAAACUUCUCAAGCUUGUUGCAACAUUCUUCCUUAAAAUUAGUACUUCUGGCCAUUUUCCUCAUCCUCUUAUUUAGAUGGUUUUUCAACUUCAUAAAUUCAGCCACCCCCACAAACAGAUCACCACCUUCUCCACCAAAGCUGCCUGUGAUUGGAAACCUUCAUCAACUAGGCUUGCACGUUCAUUGUUCACUUCAGUCCUUAGCUCAACAACACGGGGCCCUCAUGCUGCUGCACUUCGGUAGCGUGCCAGUCCUUGUGGUCUCGUCGGCUGAGGCUGCCCGUGAGAUCAUGAAGACCCAUGAUGGCACAUUCACUGACAGACCCAAAUUUACCUUCUUUAAGAAGCUUUUCUAUAAUUACAAAGAUAUCCUAUCAGCACCUUAUGGUGAGUAUUGGAGGCAGAUAAAAAGUAUAUGUGUCUUAAACCUUUUGAGCAAUAAAAGGGUUUGCUCUUUUCAUGCGGUGAGGGAAGAGGAAUCAAAAUCCAUGAUCAAUAGCAUACAACAGUUCUGUUCUAUAUCAUCCUCCCCCUCCUCUUCCUCCUUAUCAGUUUUGAAUUUAAGUGAAAUGUUUCUGACACUUACUAAUGAUAUCGUCUGUCGAGUGGCUCUUGGAAGGAAGUACAGUGAUCGAGGGGAAGGUGGAAGGAUGUUUAAAGAGCUUUCUGUAGAGUUUUCAGAGUUAAUGUCACGUCUUAAUAUCGGUGAUUAUAUCCCAUGGCUUGCUUGGUUUAGCCAUGUUAAUGGUUUGGAUGCUAAAUUGGAUAAUCUGGCUAAACGGUUUGAUGACUUUUUAGAAAUGGUUGUUCAAGAGCAUAUGGAUUGUUCAAAGAGUACUUUACAGGGACAUGGCCAUGUUCAUACCAACGACGACGAUCAGAGGGAUUUUGUUGACGUUUUUCUUUGGCUUCAGAAAGAAAAUGCAGAUGUGAUUGGGUAUCCUAUUGAUGCAGUAAGCAUAAAGGCUAUCAUCCUGGAUAUGUUUGCUGCUGGCACUGAUACUAUAUUUACAGCUAUAGAGUGGGUGAUGUCUGAACUUUUAAGACACCCAAGGGUCAUGAAAAAAUUGCAAAAUGAGGUCAGGGGAAUAGCUGGAAACAAGACAGAGAUAACAGAGGAUGACUUGGUGGGCAUGCACUAUUUAAAGGCAGUGAUCAAGGAAACCCUUCGCUUACAUCCUCCCGCUCCAUUACUAGUGCCCAGGGUGUCGACACAAGAUGUGAAAAUAAACGAUUAUGACAUUAUGGCCAACACACAGGUUAUAGUGAAUGCGUGGGCAAUUGGAAGAGAUCCAAAUUCAUACAACAACCCUGAAGAGUUUGAGCCAGAAAGGUUCCUGAAUAGUGCCAUAGAUUAUAAGGGUGAUAAUUUCCAAUAUAUUCCAUUUGGGGCUGGCCGAAGGGGCUGCCCAGGAAUUCAGUUUGCCUUGGCUGUUAAAGAGAUUGCUUUGGCCAAUCUAGUGCACAGGUUUGAUUGGGCAUUGCCGGAAGGUGUAAGAGGGGAGGACUUAGACAUGUCUGAAUCCACUGGUGCGAGCAUACAUAGAAAAUAUCCUCUUAAAGCAGUCGCUAUUCCAUAUUCUUGCUGAUAUAGGGCACUGUUUGGUUGACUGGAAUCAUAAAAGGGGAAAAUGAAUUGAACUCCUUUCCUUGACUACCUUGGAAUGGAAAGGGAUUUAUUAUUUCCAUUUCAAGGUUUGAAACUUUGAAUGAAACAAGGAUUUAUUAUUUCCAUUGGGAAAAACAAAUUUCAGACUCAAUAAUACCCUGUGCAAUAAUACAGAUAUUACUAAUACUCAUCCUUGGUAAUGUAUGUGAGAUCAUAGAAUGUCGCGAAGUAUUGAAAGUAAUGUUGUUACUUGUUAGCUAUCACAAGUAAAUUAAACAAAUUGUACUUAAAAGUGCACAAGGAGACACGUUGCAAUUGUACUUAUAUUUAUUUGGAUUCUGGACUUCAUUUCAUCAUUUGUAUAGAAUAUAGAAAUAGUAUAAUGGUUUAUUUGCCGAA
Rosa rugosa (rugosa rose) is the source of this 2377-nucleotide messenger RNA. Its product is annotated as cytochrome P450 736A117-like. Lineage: Eukaryota; Viridiplantae; Streptophyta; Magnoliopsida; Rosales; Rosaceae. The transcript has 3 exons. The record is from RefSeq and is a predicted model, not a curated record. Bases 330 to 1958 code for a protein of 542 amino acids. Gene Ontology annotation, molecular function: monooxygenase activity; heme binding; iron ion binding.